AGUACUGUAUGUCUGUCCUGUUGUUCGCUAAAAAUGCCUCGUCAGCAAUGCACGUGAGCGAGCAAAGGUUGCUAAAGCGCAUUGGGCGCACGCGCAAGUAAAUUGCGCAUGCGCAGGUGAAAGAGGAUUUUCCUUGUUUUCCUCGGUGUGUUUCGAUGGAAGGGAGUAUAUACAAUGAGUCAAAUACGCCAAAACUACCACGAAGACUGCGAAAAGGGCAUCAACCAGCAGAUAAACCUCGAGCUCUAUGCCUUCUACACGUACACUUCCAUGUCACACUACUUUGAACGUGACGAUGUGGCUCUGCCUGGUUUUGCCAAGUACUUCCGCAAGUCAGCCUCUGAGGAGCUGGAGCAUGCCAGGACCCUGAUGAAGUAUCAGAACGACCGAGGAGGCUGCGUUGUCCUCCAAGACAUCAAGAAGCCAGCCAAGGACGAGUGGGGGAGUGGCCUGGAGGCCAUGCAGACAGCAAUGGAUCUGGAAAAGACGGUGAACCAGGCGCUCCUUGACCUCCGAAAGCUUGCCGACACUCACGGUGAUGCCAAUAUGGAAGAUUUCCUAGAGAGCAGUUUCCUCACAGAGAAAGUGGAGGCAAUGAAGCAGAUGGGAGACUACGUAUCUCAACUGAGGAAGGUUGGCCCUGGCCAUGGAGAGUUUGACUUUGACCACGAAACUCUUGGGGAGUGAGCAGCUGUGUACUGUCAUUUUACCACAAUCCAGACACAGCCCAGCAGCCACCAAUCAUCAGCUAUUAGUCUCACGUUUAACCACAAUAGUACAGCAUUCCAAACUCUGCACCCCACAUGACAUCCUUUGGGGAUCUGUGUUGUUUUGCAUGUCCUCCCACUUGUAUAUCUGCAUAUUUUUUUGCUGCUGAGAAACUAGUGACACGCCCAUUUCUCA
Geodia barretti is the source of this 903-nucleotide messenger RNA. The record is from the annotation of a GenBank genome assembly. Lineage: Eukaryota; Metazoa; Porifera; Demospongiae; Tetractinellida; Geodiidae.